Molecule: messenger RNA, 906 nt
Organism: Girardinichthys multiradiatus
Lineage: Eukaryota; Metazoa; Chordata; Actinopteri; Cyprinodontiformes; Goodeidae
Gene: gamt
Product: guanidinoacetate N-methyltransferase
Exons: 6
Coding region: 82-789 (235 amino acids)
Biological process (GO): creatine biosynthetic process
Cellular component (GO): cytoplasm; nucleus
Molecular function (GO): guanidinoacetate N-methyltransferase activity
Source: RefSeq, a predicted model, not a curated record
GGAUAUAAACCUCCGCCUCCUCAACUUUCACCCUCUUCUGUGUCAGAGAAACCCUCCAACAGAGCCCACCAGCACAACAAAAUGACCUCCGCUGCUCAGCCCAUUUUCUCAAAGGGGGAGGACUGCAAGACCUCCUGGCACGACGCUAGCGCCGGGUACAAUGAGGCCGACACACACCUGGAGAUCAUGGGCAAGCCGGUCAUGGAGCGCUGGGAAACCCCGUACAUGCACUCACUGGCGUCCGUUGCAGCCUGCAAAGGCGGUCGGGUUCUGGAGAUUGGCUUUGGCAUGGCCAUCGCUGCCACAAAGCUGGAGUCCUUCCCCAUCGAGGAACACUGGAUCAUUGAGUGCAACGAUGGAGUCUUUGCCCGCCUGGAGAACUGGGCCAAGUCUCAGCCGCACAAGGUCGUCCCUCUGAAAGGCCUCUGGGAGAACGUUGUUCCCACCCUGCCAGACAAUCACUUUGAUGGUAUUCUCUAUGACACAUAUCCUCUCUCAGAGGGCACAUGGCACACACACCAAUUUGAUUUCAUAAAGGGUCACGCUCACAGGCUGCUCAAACCUGGAGGCGUCUUGACCUACUGCAACCUGACCUCCUGGGGCGAGCUGCUUAAGACCAAAUAUGACAACAUUGAGAAAAUGUUUGAGGAGACCCAGGUGCCCCAUCUGCUCGAGGCUGGCUUCAAGAAGGAGAAGAUCAGCACCACCACCAUGGACAUUGAACCACCCACUGAAUGCAAAUACUACUCCUUCAGGAAGAUGAUCACUCCCACUAUUGUGAAAGAAUAAAGGACGAAGACACGGUUGUAGCCUUUUUAUAUUCAAAUGUGCCUUGUUUCCCCCGACACUCAUUAUGUGUAUUUCACUCUAUGGUGUUUUAAUAAAACAAACUCCAGCAUUACUACA